AAUAAAUUAUAAAAAUUAUAUAAUAUAUAAUUAUAUUUUAUUGAUUUAUAUAUAUAUACAUAUAUAUAUAAACUUAUAUAUGCAUUAAUAUAUCGAGCUAUUAUAUUUGUAUAUUGGAAGCAGAUUUUAUACAGUGAGUGAUCAUUUUGAACAGUAUUUAUGAAACAAUGAAAAAUGGAUGUUGGUUUAUUCGAUAAUCAUAGCGAUUGUGCGAGUGAUAUAUCGGAAACGCGAUCUGAGCUAGAAGCUCGCAUUUACAGCGUUAUCCAUCAUAAUGAUUUUUCAGGUACAACUGAAGCGCCAUUUGUUGAUCCAAAGUACGGUGUAGAAUUUAAUGCCAAUGGAGAAGUUGUUGUAUAUAUCAAAGAUGUACUAGAUAGUCAGAUAGAUCAUUUUGAUGACGACAAACUAAUCAGUUGUAAUAAUAGAGUAAUACCUACAAUAGUUUUAGAUGAUGAUGAUGAUGUUAAUGUUAUGGAAAGCACUCAAGAUAUUUUGAUUGCUGAAAAUGAAUUUAUUGAAACUUCUCUAAAGAAAAAGAAAAAGAAGAAAAAAAACAAAGUAAAAAGAGAAAGUAUAGACAAAUAUAUUGAGCUUGUGAAAAAUUCUGAUGUUUUGAAAGAGUAUAGGGUAAAAAGUGGAUUAGAUGAAAUGAAUACUAAAAAAAGCAAUAAAGACGAUUUAGCCAUGAAUGUUGGUUUUCAAAAUGAAAGAGCUAUACCAAUGACACGCAGUGAAGUUUUAAAACAAUAUCGUAUAGGUAAACCAACAGAAGAUACAACAUGGUAUAGAUGUCCAAAAACAUGGACUUCAGAUAUGGUAAAAUUUUAUACAAAAAUUCAAAAAUCUAAACGAAAUUUUGAUUGUGCUGAAGAAUUAAAAAAAAUUAGAGAAACGCAAGGUUCGAAUCCAAUCGAUUGGACAUUAGAUUCUAGUGACUUAUAUAAAUCUUAUUCAAAUACACCUAGAAUUAAGUGCAACUAUUGCCGACAAUAUGGUCACAAGGCAUUUAAUUGUAAAGAACAAUACAAACCUCAAGUUUGCAUAAUGUGUGGCUUAGAAGGACAUAAUCUUAACAGCUGUGAUAAACAAUUGUGCUUUACAUGUGGAAAACGUCAAAAUCAAUUUACAAACAAUUGCAGUUCUUGUAUAUCAAAGAGUAGAAUAAAAUGCAAUAGAUGCAAUUAUUAUGGUCACGAGUCAAAAUUUUGUACAGAAUCAUGGCGACAAUAUCACAAUAUUAUAUCUACUGAAACAGGACCCAAUAACUAUCAAAGUGAACAAUCCACAUCUACAUGUCAACCAGUGACGAUAGAUUUAUCCAAAACGAAGAAUACAAAAUCUACAUGUCAACCAGUGACGAUUGAUUUAUCUACAACAAUGAAUACAAAAUCUACAUGUCAACCAGUGAUGACUGAUUUAUCCAAAACGAAGAAUACAAAAUCAUUUACCAAAGUUGGAAAUGACAACGUGACUAGUACCCUAAGCACACCAAAUGAAUCUAAGAAAAAAAAGAAACAACGUUUCAGAACUAAAAAAAAUAAAAAAAAAACUAAACUUAAUAAUAAUAAGACUUCUGAUAAAGAAUCUAUUGACAUUAAAAUUAAUAUUCAGGAUGUCACGUUUAAACGAACUUUAACCAAAACGGGUUUUCUUAAAAAUAAAAAAAUGAAAUGUUAAACUUAUAGGCAAUGUUGUUUCUUAUUCGUUCAUAUUUGAAUUGAUUGACUAUCAAUGAAAUCAUAUUGUGUAUGAUUGAAAAAAAUUGUGUGCCUUAAUAAAUGUACAUCCUAUGUUUUAAGAUAUUUACAUUGUUUUGCUCAAAAAUAUUAAAUUUUUUCAGAAAUAGUAAAUAGUAAUUAGCUUUUACUUGUAUAAAUGGUGUAAACACUUGGUGGAUUAAAGGUACCAUGUAUAUUAACUUCUAAUACCCCUUUAUGCAUACACACUUUUCAAUUGUAUUAACAAUUUACUUUUUAUUUUGGCGUUCUCCAAUUAUUUGUUAUACUAUGUAUUUAUUUCGUCAAUUCCCGAUUUUUGUAGAAAUAAACAUAUUUUAUUAUA
Adelges cooleyi (spruce gall adelgid) is the source of this 2064-nucleotide messenger RNA. RefSeq names its product zinc finger CCHC domain-containing protein 7-like. Gene Ontology annotation, molecular function: nucleic acid binding; zinc ion binding. The record is from RefSeq and is a predicted model, not a curated record. The transcript has 4 exons. Bases 175 to 1680 code for a protein of 501 amino acids. NCBI's taxonomy places the organism in Eukaryota, Metazoa, Arthropoda, Insecta, Hemiptera, Adelgidae.